AUGGCGUCCUUCCAGAUCCCAUUGUCUUCGGCUCCAAGAUUUCCCGAUAUACCACCAAUAUCGCAUUGCCAUCGAAUUUGGGAUACAAGAGCAGCACAAUUUACCCCAUGUGCUCUGCCUUUUGUUGCAACUAUACCAGCUAUACUCGCGGCAUUAGUACUGCUCAAGUACUCGCUACGGGUCAUCGAUGGGUAUUGGCCAAGAUGGACGAAACCUUUUGUACACGAGGCAAAGGAGAAGUCGAGUGAGGCAGAAACACCUUCGACACGUCGGCCUGUGAUUGGGACAUUUUCCCUCUUGGCCCUAGCUACGAUCGGCCUGACAUUCCAAAUCCUCAAUGUCUUCUUUCCCAGCCGUCAACCAACAGCUAUAUAUCCAGCUAUCGCAUGGGCCAUUACAGUGGCGAUUAUCCUCGUAGAGCGUCCAAGAAAAGCUUCUUUGCCACUGUUGCUUCUGUUCACGGGUCUCUUACUGGAACAGCUGGUCGCACUGUCCCAUAGGUCAUCUAAAUUCCUAGCUAAGGAUGUUCCCUGGGUCGUCGCGCCUGCGGCCGCUAUAUUGGGCAUCAUUACGAUACUCAACAUGCCUCUUAGAGAUCCUGCAUUACCAAGAGAAGAUAUCUGCCCUGCCUUUGACACCCCAACAGUGCAACUUCGGACUCCUGAAGACAACUUGACUCCCUGGCAGUACAUGACGGUGUCUUGGAUGGAACCGCUGAUCAAAAAAGGUGUGACACGCCAAAUGGAAGACGAGGACAUCUGGGACUUGGGUUGGGAGUUCAAGCAUGCUCGGCUCCACGAGGCAUUCCGAAAGCUCCAAGGUUCGGUGACGAAAAGAAUCUUUGUCGCGAAUGGUAUGGACUUAGUACGCACCACUGUCUUGAACGUGAUACGAUUGUGUGCGACUCUACUCACGCCGGUACUCUUGCAGCGAGUUCUCGCUUCCUUGGAGGACAAAAACAACAGCGCUACGAUUACCUACGCCUGUGUCAUCCUGGGGUUGCGUCUGAUAUCUGCUCAGUUGAACACCUUCAACCUAUGGUACCAGAGACGAGCGUACGAGAGAUGUAGAGGUGAGCUCAUCACGAUGCUUUAUGAGAAGACACUCCAUCGCAAGAUCUUGGGUGCCAAACAGGAAGUCAAACAAGACCAAACCAAUGGUCACAGUAACCAUGAGGCACGCGCAACGAACGGCGUGAAUGGUGGUGAUAUUGACGCAACGAUCAAAGCAAGUCCCAAAAGUUGGUUAGGACGUCUGAACAUGUCCGUCCGAUCAGUCUUUACGAAGAGCGUCCAAGCGCAGGUCAAAGAUGACAAAGACGCCGCAUCAAUGGGAAAGAUCCUCAAUCUGAUGCGCAAUGAUGCGUACGAGAUAGCACAACGCUUCUGGGAGUUUUCCGAUAUCGUUACUAAGCCUGCCGGUGCCAUCUUUGCGACUAUACUGAUUUGGCGCAUGCUGGGUUGGGCAUGCCUGCUCGGUGUUGUGGCACUAGCAGCUUCACAGCUACUCAAUAUCGUCAUUGCUCGCUUUCAGGUCCACUUCGAGAAGAAACGCAGAGUGGCAACGGACGAGAAAUUGCAACGUACGAGCCAAUUUAUAGAGUCUAUUCGUCACUUGCGCUGGUACGGCUGGGAAGGCGCAUGGCUGGAUGGGAUACUGGAGUCUCGUCAAAAAGAGUUGCAUCUUCGCAUCAUCAACAUCAUCUUUUCGACAUCCCUCUCUUUCAUUCUACGAUUUGGUUCUGGGCUGUUUCCUGCGGUUGCUUUCUACGCCUUCACCAAGUUGGCCGGCCAAAACUUGCGCAUUGAUCUAAUAUUUCCUGCGUUUGAUCUGUUUAACCUGCUGGAAUCGUACCUUCGAGCAUUGCCGCAACUCGUCACUACUUGUCUCAAUGCAUACGUCGCGAUGGGCCGUAUUGAGGAGUUCAUGGCUGAACCAGAUAAAGAAGAGACGGAUGUCGUGCCAGAAGGAUCUGCUGAUCUCGGUCUCCAUCAUGCAUCUUUUGCCUGGCCUGGAGUAGAUCAUAACGUCCUCGAAGACAUCACGUUGUCUUUCCCUGCUGGGGUCACGGUGAUAUACGGCGAGGUUGCCGCCGGUAAGACAGCGCUGCUGCAAGCUCUUCUGGGCGAGCUUGAUACAACAGCCGGUGAGCUUGUGCGCCCUGAUCAGGUAGUUGCGUACUGCGCGCAGACCCCGUGGCUUCAAAGCAUGAGUAUUCGCGACAACAUACUCUUCUCGUACCCCUAUGAAGAGAGCCGCUACAAACAGACCUUGGAAGCAUGUGCAUUGUUACCCGACAUGACUGAGCUCAAGCAUGGAGACUUGUCAAAUAUUGGAGAGAACGGCAUUGGCUUGUCUGGAGGCCAGAAAGCUCGCGUGGCGCUGGCGCGAGCUGUCUAUAGCCGCGCAAAAGUGCUGCUGCUUGACGAUCCGUUGUCAGCUCUAGACCACCAGACAGCCGAGUUCAUCGUCGCCAAAUUGUUAGCUGGACCAUUGCUCGAAGGUAGAACAACCGUCCUUGCUACACAUCGAACAGAAAUAUGCCAUGGCAUUGCGAAGCAAUGGGUUCACCUAGAGCAGGGCAGAGCUACGAUCCACGAACCAAGUCAAGUUGAAGAUGCGAACGCACUGAAGCGCACUCAGACGAACGAAACCGAGGCAGAGGAGGACGCAAAGAAGCGAGAGGAAGAACAAGCAGCGGCUGUACCCGACAAGUUCAUCGAAGAUGAACAUCGCGCAAAGGGAGGUGUCAAAUGGAGUGUCUAUUGGCGCUACAUCCGAGCAGGUACUCUCCGAUGGUGGUCUGUCGCUAUAUUCGUCAUGGCGUUGUUCCGUUUGCUUGACGUUGCGCAGACCUGGUUUAUCAAGUCCUGGGCUGAAAGCUACGAGCCGGGCAAACACAAGGGUAUCUUUGACUUCCUACCACCACCAGCGGAAGAUGUGGUUCCUUGGCUUUGGACUUUUUUCCUGUUCAUCACGGCGACCGCGGUACUCUUUUGGUGGACGAAUCUGAUCAUGUUCGGCGUGGGCUACCACGCUGCCAAGACCAUAUUCAGGGAAACUGUUGAGCGCGUUGCCCAUGCCACGUUCAGAUUCUACGACGUAACACCAGUAGGGCGAUUGAUGAACCGAUUGACUAGUGACAUGAACACCAUUGAUGGCGAACUAAGCAACGCCUUUAUUGUGUUUGCAUGGCAGGCCAUAGGCUGGAUGAGCGCCGUCGUCAUCAUUUUGUCUUCGACCCCAACUUUCCUGGCUUUUGGCCUGCUGCUUGGUUGUGGGUUCGUCUAUUACUUCUUCCGCUUCCUGCCAACGUCACAGAGUUUGAGACGACUUGAGAUGGUAUCGCUAUCACCACUCAUGAGUAACUUUGGUGCGCUCCUCGAAGGCCUUACCACCGUUCGAGCUUUCAGUGCACAACGGAGAUUUCAAGCUCGUGUUAUUGAGGUCGUCGACAACUUCCAGAAGAACGAUCAUUUCUACUGGUCGCUCCAAGCGUGGCUUGCGCUUCGGUUCAGUGUUAUGUCGGCUAGUGCUACGUUCGUUAUGACACUCAUCGCCGUGUAUACACAUAUAACCCCCGGACUCACUGCGUUUGUGCUCAUCACCGCGGGCAAAUUCGUUGUUCACACAGAGUGGAUGUGUAGGAUCUACGGAACACUGGAGAUGGACUUUACCAGUGUUGAGCGUGUGGUUGAGCUGCUCGACAUCGAGACGGAAGCACCCGGCGUUGUCAAGCCGCCAGCACACUGGCCUACAUACAGUGGCGACAUUGAGUUUGACGAUGUGACGAUCCGUUACGCAGAGAACCUUGAACCUGCGCUUCAAAACAUUACCCUGAAGAUUCCAGCAGGUUCCAACACAGCCGUCAUUGGGCGCACGGGUUCUGGGAAGUCGACUCUGGCCCUCUCCCUCCUUGCCACCAUUGCGGCGGAGAACGGGCAGAUCUUGAUUGAUGGGAUCGACAUAUCUACUGUGGAUAAACAGGCUCUCCGCAGCCGUGUUACGUUCCUCGCCCAAGAGCCUGUCCUCUUUCCAGGAACCAUGCGCAAGAACUUGGACCCUCUGUCUGUCUACUCGGACGCUUCUUGUCUAUCAGUGCUGCAAAAGAUCGGUGGCGACCAGUACGACUGGACUCUUACGACGCCUAUUGAGGGCGGCGGCAAGGGCCUUUCGCAGGGCCAACGACAGCUUGUCGGAUUAGCUAGAGCCAUGUUGCGGAGGAGUCCAAUACUGAUCAUGGAUGAAGCGACGGCUAGUAUUGAUUUCGAGACGGCACAGAGGAUUCAAAGCGUACUGCGGGAGGAGAUGAAGAGUAGUACGGUGGUGACGAUCGCACAUCGAUUGGAGGCAGUCAAGGAGGCGGACUAUUGUGUGGUGCUUGGGAAAGGCAAGCUGAUCAAAGCAGGUAAAGCCCAAGACAUGCUUAGAGAAGGCGGCGAAUUUCAGGGCAUGUUGGCCUAG
Messenger RNA from Alternaria alternata, 4464 nucleotides. Its product is annotated as P-loop containing nucleoside triphosphate hydrolase protein. The coding region runs from base 1 to 4464 and encodes 1487 amino acids. Gene Ontology annotation, cellular component: fungal-type vacuole; membrane. Gene Ontology annotation, biological process: transmembrane transport. The record is from RefSeq and is a predicted model, not a curated record. The transcript has 6 exons. Gene Ontology annotation, molecular function: ATP binding; ABC-type peptide transporter activity; ATP hydrolysis activity. NCBI's taxonomy places the organism in Eukaryota, Fungi, Ascomycota, Dothideomycetes, Pleosporales, Pleosporaceae.